This is a messenger RNA of Labrus bergylta (ballan wrasse), 1590 nucleotides long. The record is from RefSeq and is a predicted model, not a curated record. Lineage: Eukaryota; Metazoa; Chordata; Actinopteri; Labriformes; Labridae.
AUGGAGCACAGUGAAAGCCUGGAUGAAGAGACUACAUUCCCUGCACCAAGCGCCUGUUGUGGUCGGAUGGAAAAACUGUGUAAUAUCGCUAAACGGAAUAAAGUUCUGAUUGCUAAUCUGUUAGCUGUUUUCCUGGGUAUUUCUGUUGGCUUAGUUCUCAAGUUCUAUGCCAAUUUGACUGAACUUGACCAAAUUUACAUCAGCUUUCCAGGAGAGAUACUCAUGCAGAUGCUGCAGAGUAUGACCGUUCCUCUCAUUGUUACUAGUGUGAUAACAGGUGUUUCUGAUCUAAGCAUAGAAACUUCCAGAAGAAUCACUUUGCGUACUAUAGCAUAUUUUGUCUCAACAACUUCUGUGGCAGUUAUCACAGGGUUAAUGUUGGUGCUGCUGAUCGAGCCAGGAGUCACUAAUAUUGUUAUUGUUAAAGAAGCUGACGAACUUGAUGAGGAGUCCUUCUCCACUGUCGGCGCACUGUAUGAUCUACUACUAAACAUAUUCCCUGAAAACCUGUUUCGGACCACCUUCCAUCAGUUCAAGACUGAAUUGGUGGAGUUUGAGCUUGAAGAAGAUGAGAUGAACUCUAGCCUGGGAACAAACGGGACACAAGAGCGAAUAGUGGGUCUAUAUGUUGAGGGAACCAACACUUUGGGCCUGAUCGCUUGGUCUCUUUUUGUGGGCUACACCCUGUCCAAGAUGGGAGCAUCAGGGAGCAAACUUCAUAGUCGUCCACAGGCUAGUACAGCUAGAGAGCUGGUUGCACAAAAGAGAGGUACUUUGAUAAACUACUUGCCAUUUGGAGUCACGUUCAUGAUUAUAGACCAUGUUGUUGACGUUCACGAUUGGGAAACCAUCUUCAAACUCGCAAAGUUCAUGGCAGUGGUUCUUCUCGGGCUUAUAAUCCACGGAGGAAUACUUCUCCCUCUGAUUUAUGUUGUGUGUACCAGACGUAACCCCAUGACUGUCGUCCGCGGGGUCACUCCUGCCUUACUGACCGCAUUCCUCAUCUCAUCCAGCUCUGCCACACUGCCUCACACCUUCCAAUGCUGUGAAGAACGACUCAACUUAGACAAAAGAAUCACUCGCCUGAUACUGCCCAUUGGCACAAACCUCAACAAGGAUGGGACUGCCAUUUAUGAAGUGGUCGCAGCUGUUUUCAUCGCCCAACUCACCAACAUCAAUCUCACCAUAGGCCAAUUAAUCACCCUUAUGUUGACAUCAGCAGUGUCUAGCGUAGGUGCAGCAGGAAUCCCAGCGACAGGAGCAGUGACCACUCUCUUUGUGCUGACAGCAAUCGGUUUACCUUCAAAGGAAGCUGCCAUUCUGGUGGUCAUAGAAUGGAUCCUAGACCGCUGCAACACCGUCCUAAAUGUCUUUGGAGACUGCAUUGGAGUGGCACUUGUGUACCAAGUUUCUAGAUUAGAAAUUGAUGAAAUGGACAGUGCGGCUCAUGGAGAGGAAAUGCCAAGCACAAGUUACAGUGAAGCUGAAGGCCUCGAACUUGAUGAGAUCCAGGUUCAAUUGGACUCUGAUGACGUCUGCUGCACCAUGCCAGAAGAACUUCAUCAGAUUGAUGAUGAGGAGAACAGCUAG